Messenger RNA from Cylicocyclus nassatus, 1597 nucleotides. Lineage: Eukaryota; Metazoa; Nematoda; Chromadorea; Rhabditida; Strongylidae. The record is from the annotation of a GenBank genome assembly.
CACACAUGGCCGAUCGUGAUCAAUAGUUAUGCGGUAGUGGCAACAGCAUGAAGACAGCAUGAGCACGAUUGCCUCAUUAUUGGGAAGAAUACAAGGGAUGAUGCAAAACACUGGGGUGAGGUAUAUUCACAGUAGUGAAUCCUUCAUCCCAGCAACGUCAUCCCUACCGCUUAGCAACCAUGAUCGCCGAACUCUCUGUAAAACGUUCAAAUUAAUGGACGACGUUGUCAAAGCAUGUCAAAAUCACAGGCUAAAUUUGAAAAACUCUCCACCAUUCAUAUUGGACAUAUUGCCUGAUACUUAUACACAGCUUGUCUAUAUCUUCACUCAAAAUCAUGUUAUUCUACGGGACAAUUACUAUAUACAGAUCUUCCUGGAGAAUAUGCAACAAAAAUGUAAACAGGUACUCAAAUUAUUCAAAACCAAUGCUAUCUUCGAGGAACAAUCACAAGAGAGACGUACUUUGACGAAACUAUCUCUCAUCUUCUCUCAUAUGCUGUUCGAACUAAAAGCUGAAUUUCCUGAUGGGACUUUUAUAGGGGAUAAAUUCCGAAUAACAAAGCGCGAGGCCGAGGAUUUUUGGAAUACCAACUUUCACAAUAGGACAUGUGUACCUUGGAGCGAGUUCGUUGUUGCUAUAGAAAAGUCUCAACCAAACUCGAAGUUGAAACUGUCUGCCCUCAAAAACACCGUAGAUCUUACUGGGAACGACCAUGUCUCAAAUUUCGAAUUCGAUGUUUUUACCAGAUUAUUUUAUCCAUGGAAAACACUAUUACGGAACUGGCAGUUGCUAACAACUGCCCAUCCCGGGUAUGUUGCAUUUCUUACGUAUGAUGAGGUGAAGAAGAAACUGGAGAAGUUGGUGGAUAAGCCUGGAAGCUACGUCUUUCGCCUCUCUUGUACACGUCCUGGCCAAUGGGCGAUAGGCUAUGUCGCUCCAGAUGGCAAAAUAUUCCAAACCAUCCCGCAGAAUAAGUCACUAAUUCAGGCCCUGCAUGAAGGUGGCAAGGAGGGAUUUUACCUGUAUCCCAACGGCAACCCAAAGGAUAUAGAUCUGAGUACCGUGAUAGAGGUACCUCCUGCAGACAGAGUCAAGGUCACUAGUGAACAAUACGAUCUUUAUUGUGAAAUGGGGACGACUUUUGAGCUGUGCAAAAUAUGUGACGAUAACGAUAAAAACGUGAAAAUAGAACCAUGUGGACAUUUGCUUUGCACUCCAUGUCUUACUAGCUGGCAGGAAUCAGAAGGAGGAAAUACAUGCCCGUUCUGUCGUUAUGAAAUAAAAGGCACCAACAAGGUCAUAAUCGAUAGGUACAGGCCAAGCCGAAGAGAAAGGCAGAAAGACUCUGUCAAGUCCAGAAAGUCCGUUAACGUGUGUGAUACGAAUUCUACUGCAGCAUCUUCUCCCUUGAUGGGUUUGCCAAUCGGACCACCACCACCACUUCCGCCCCGACCUUCUGCUACGCAUACCCCGGAACGGUUUUCGAGGUCUCGCGAUCCGAGUUAUGUGAACGUACCCUCAGUGGUCGCACCGCAAUCGGCUGCGUCCACACCUGCCGAUUACGUGAACUCGUCGGCAAUUCGAGACUUCAUCUGA